Molecule: messenger RNA, 2647 nt
Organism: Drosophila miranda
Lineage: Eukaryota; Metazoa; Arthropoda; Insecta; Diptera; Drosophilidae
Product: D-glucuronyl C5-epimerase-like
Exons: 3
Coding region: 504-2231 (575 amino acids)
Biological process (GO): heparan sulfate proteoglycan biosynthetic process
Cellular component (GO): Golgi apparatus
Molecular function (GO): heparosan-N-sulfate-glucuronate 5-epimerase activity
Source: RefSeq, a predicted model, not a curated record
AACAGAGAGAGGGGGAGAGAGAAUCUCUAUUCUCUAUUUACUUCUGUAUUGUGCGGACAUUGUCGUUGAAAAGAAGUGAAAAUGUGCUCGAGAAACGUUAAAACCAGCCAGUGAAGCUAUUGUGGUGUACCUAGGGAAAAACUCGGGUAACUACAGCCUUCACCGAAGCCAUUGCAGGUGUAAUUUUUGCUUAGAGAGUGGGCGUCGGAGAGAGAGAUAGAUAGAGAGAGGGUGGCAGAGUGUGUGAAACUGGUGCAAUAUUAUUAAUUUGUAGGUGAUGCAUCUGCCAGAUCAAAGCCGCUUCUCGCGAGCCUAUAUUUAGAGCAUGACUCAUGGUCGCCGAUCUCGUUAGAUAGAAGCUGGUUCCUUCAAUGUCCAAAUAUCAGACCACGAAUAGUGAUGCCUUCGCCUUGCCCGCGUACCCACUAAUCCCGAGCGGGGACAUUAGGGAUCAACGAUAGUCGCAAAGUAAUAAGCAACGGGAGCCAUUCGUAUUCUUCAUAAUGCGACUAAAUUUGAAAGCUGUGAUGCUCGCUCUAACCGUGGCCGUGGUGGUGAUAACCCUAGGCGUUUAUAUGCGAUGUGCCGCCUUUUCAUUUUCACCGGACUUUGUGCGUCAGUUUAAUCGGCACCAUGAAAGUCAGACCUCUAGCGCACCGCAAACCUCAGAUGCCCUGCAAGACAUUGAGUGCUCCAUCAACCAGGAGUACAGUGUUCACUGCAAGCGAGAUAAGAAUGCCAACGAGGUGUACGUGCCCUUCUCGUUCCUGCGCAACUACUUUGAUGUCAGUGGAGCAGUCACAACCAGCGACACUGAGGUGGCAAAAUUCAAUUGGAUGCACAGCACAGCCAAGUUGAAUCUGCCCAAGGGCAAAUAUGAUGCCCGUGGCGUGUUCAUGUACUUUGAGAACUACAAUGUGGAAGUCCGCGAUCGGGUGAAGUGUAUCAGCGCCGCCGAGGGAGUUCCUGUGAGCACACAGUGGGAGAAGCGUGGCUAUUUCUAUCCCACGCAAAUAGCCCAGUUCGCCCUAUCGCACUAUAGCAAGAAUUUGACAGAGCAGGCGCCCCGCGUGCACGUUCUGGAGGAUGGCGAUGGCUAUCAGAUGGACUGGACAACGCCCAAGACCAGUAACAUGACACGCAUCUGGCAUCAUAAGUUCAAUACCAGCGUGGUUCAGUUCGAGACGGCCAUUGGCUACGAGAGCGCCAUCAGCAUUGGCCUUAACCAGACAUUAGAUCUACUUCUGAGCGUAGAUCUGCUCCUUGUGACCAACAGCAGCAGCCUCAUGGUCACGGUCCAGAACCGAGACACCAAGCACAGCUAUAACCUCCACUAUAUUCCCGCCGAUCUUCUACUCAGCGUUCAGGACUCGAACAUUUAUUAUGGCUUGGGAGCCUCUGCUCUGAACAAAUGGCGCCACAUAACCCGGGAUCUUCACAUUGAUGUUCAGAAGGGCAUCGUCCUGGGGGACAAGCGAUCACCACUUAAGGUACGGCGCUCCGAUUUGGAAGUUUUGUCUGUCGCUUUCCUGGGCAUUGGCUUCUACGAUAACAUUACCCUGUCCACCAGCGAGCAUAUGGCGCAUUUCUAUGAUGCUGCCGAGUGGUUCGUUCAUAAUCAGGACCCCAAGUCCGGUGGCUGGACCAAUCCUGUGCGCCGAAGUCUCAAUGGUUUUGCUGAGCUGAGUCCAGGCUGGAUAUCGGCCAUGGGCCAAGGCCAUGCCAUAUCCGUUUUGGCGCGAGCAUAUUGGCAUUCCGGGGGCGAUGAGCGCUAUCUCAAGGCGGCCGCAGCAGGACUUCAACCAUACAGGGUAUUCUCGCAGGACGGGGGCGUGCUGUCUCAGUUCAUGGACAAAUUCUAUUGGUACGAGGAGUAUCCCACAACGCCGCCAUCUCUAGUGCUAAACGGUUUCAUCUAUUCGCUGUUAGGUCUCUACGAUCUGAAUAGCACGGCGCCAGCUAAAAUAGCCCGAGAGGCAGGCCAACUGUUUGCCCAAGGCAUGUACUCGCUAAAGAAGAUGCUUUUACUAUACGACACGGGCUCCGGCACCAGCUACGAUCUACGGCAUCUCAGCCUUGGCGUGGCACCUAAUUUGGCACGCUGGGACUAUCAUGCAACGCAUGUGAAUCAGCUGCUACUGCUGGCUACUAUUGACAGCGACCCGUUGAUUGCACAGACCGCAGAGCGCUGGAAGGGCUAUAUGUUUGGCAAGCGGGCCAAGCACAACUGAGAACUAAGGAAACUGGCGACCUAUCGUCGUCGAAAAAGAGAUAUUUUGUAAGGCUUAAACACUAUGCUUAACCAUUCUAAAUGGUUGCAUCUAAUGUUUGAUUUAUGAACUCGUUGUAUUAAGCUAAUGUUUAAUGUUAAGCUAAUGUUGCUGUUGGCCUCGUCUUUAACCAUCUGUUGACCCAUCUUGAUAGCCUAAUUGUUUCCCCGAAACUAGAUGCACGCGUAAUUCACUGGACAAUAUCGAAAAAUUGAAUUAGAAACUUACACUUAACCUUUGUAGUGGACUGUUGUGGUCAGACUUUUUUACUGCGCAAACUAAGUAAAGAGUUGGUUACACUCCUCCCCAUGUAUAAAGUAAUGUGUAGAGAGCUUAGCGCUAUAGUCGUAGAUUGAAUAGAUCCCAAAAAGCCCGGA